Molecule: messenger RNA, 2061 nt
Organism: Nerophis ophidion (straightnose pipefish)
Lineage: Eukaryota; Metazoa; Chordata; Actinopteri; Syngnathiformes; Syngnathidae
Exons: 1
Coding region: 1-2061 (686 amino acids)
Source: RefSeq, a predicted model, not a curated record
AUGAAGCAAUGUGUCGGCCCGCUUGCCUCAAGGAAGCGUUACCGCCGGCAACAGCGUGACCCCGAGUCACGCCAAAUGGAGAGUGAAAUUGAGCUGCAAAUACUCUCCACCGACUUGAAGCUGCACGCCCAACGCGCUCACCUCCUCGGAGGACCCCGACGACACCGGACUUGUCUCCAUGACGACUGGCUGGGACUGCUGCAGUUCUACCUGACGUGUGUGGAGGUGCGCUGUGGACCACCCGCCCCCAUGGAGGCCAAAGACAACAAUACUUCAAAACAAGACCACCCUGAGCCUCCCGCACAGGAGGCCCAGGCAGACCCCCCGCUCCAAGGGGGACCGCAGAAAAAGGAGAAGGCGGAUCAUCAGGACGAUAAGAAUGGUGAUCAGGAGGAGGAGGGGAAAAACCGGGAGGAGGAGGGGAAAAACCAGGAGGAGAAAAGGAGCGACCCCGUGAAGGAGGAGGGCGCGAACAAAGAUGGCACGGGCGAAGACCGUGAGGAGAAAGAGAAGGACCGUCAUCAGGAGGAGAAGGAGGCUGGCGAGCAGGACAAAAGGAGUGAGCGGCAGAUAAAAGAAAAAGGUGGUCAGCACGGAGAGGAAAAAGGGAAAAAGGAAGAGAGCGAUGAAGAGGAGAGCGACGAUGACGGGGAGCUGGACAACGAAGAGAGCGACCUGGAGAAAAAAGAAAAGGCCGAGGAACACGAGAAGGAGAGCGGCGAUGAGGACGCUGAUAACGAAGAGAGCGACGAGGAGAAGGACAACGACGAACAGCUGGGGACUGAUGAUGAGUUGGACGACGAAGAGAGCGGCUGGGAGAAGGAAGGAAAGGCCGAGGAACCCGGGAAGGAGAGCGACGAGGAGGACACCGCCAAUGAUGAGGAGAAGGACGACUAUAACGAGCGGGAGAGCGACGAGGCGGUGGACAACGAGGAGAGUGGCCGGGAGAAGAUCAAAACGGCCGGAGAACGCGAGGAGAGCGACGACGAGGACACCGACGAGAACGACGAGGAGGAGAAGGACAAUGGAGAUGAGCAGGAGAGUGAUGAUGAGGAGAAAGAGGGCGACGACGAGGAGGCGGACAAUGAAGAAAGUGACCAGGAGAGGGAGAAGGAGAGUGACAAAGAGGAGAGUGACCAGGAGGAGAAGAAGGACAAGGAGAAAGAUGACCAGGAGGAGGAUGAGGAGAAGCGAAGUGAGGACAAUGACGAGAGCGACCAGAGUGACCAGGAUGAAGAUCUUGACAAAGACGAGAGUGACCAGGACGACGACGACGAGGAGAAUCAAAGUGAUCAGGAGGAAGAGGAGCGUGACAAUGACGAGAGUGACCAGGAGGACGAGGGAGAAAGCGAUCAGGAGGAAAAGGACGAGCGAGACAAUGACGAGACCGACCGGGACGAGGACCUGAGUGACGCGGAGGAAGAGGAGUAUGACAAUCAGGAGGAGCGUGACAUCGAUGAGAGUGACCAGGACGAGGACCAGGAGGACCAAAGUGACGAGGAGGAGGAGGAGUACGACAAUCAGGAGAAGGAGCGUGACAAUGAUGAGAGUGACCGGGAGGAUGAAGACGAGAGCGACAAGGAUGAGAGUGACCAGGAGGAGGACAAACAGGACCAAAGUGACCAGGAGGAGACUGACAAUCAGGAGACUGAGCAUGACCCAGGAGAGGAGGACGAGGACGGAGAGAAUCAUUGCGAGCAAAAGGAGGAGAACGGCAUGAAGAAUGAAGCGGAGGUAGAGGAGAACCAGGAGAACCAGGAGGCCAUCAGUCACGAGGACCAGGAGAGGAAGAUCAAGAGCAUCAAAAAAGCCAUGGGAGAUCACGGGGAGAACCAGCAGGCUUUGGAGGUCCAAGGCUACCAGGCCUGGAACACAGCAGCCAGGAGGCGCUGGAUCGAAAGAUGGAGAAUGGGGAGGAGACUGACGGGAAGGCGCUGGGUGAUCAUGAGGGGGAGGAGGUACAGAGCCAUGAGGAGGCGCUGGAUGACCACCAGGAGGCGAUCCAGAGCAAAGAAGAGAGUGGCCGUGAUGAAGAAGAGGGAGAGGAGAGUGACCGUGUGA